GCGCGGGUCUCGGCGGGCGCGGAGAGGGCCGGACUGCGUAGCCCGAGACGCUGCUGCUGUUGGUGUGACGACUCAUCUGAACUUCCGUUUCCCUGGCCUUUUUUGAAACCUUCAUCUACAACCUUUUUGUACAUCUGUGACAAUCUUUCCUUUCACUUUGGUGAUCUCUGUGUGUUUUCUUGAUAUAGUUGAUUGAAGGGAUUGAUACUCUUCUUCUUCUUCUUCUAAUUUACUUCACCUUACUACUCUCUUUGAGCUCUACCCGGGAAAAAAGUUAACCGCCAAAAUGGCCUCAACAACCACCCGCACCUUCGCCCGCGCGGCCCUCCGCUCAACCCCAGCUCGCACCGCCGCCUACGCCCUCCCCCGCCAGGCAUUCCGCCAGCAAUCCCGCCGCGGCUACUCGUCCGAGGGCAGCGCCGCGCCCAAGGCCUCCGGAGGCUCUGCGCUCUACUGGCUCGGUGGUCUCCUCGGAGCCGCUGGCGCCGGGUACUACGUUUACGGCCAGCAGAACGGCUUCUCUGCCGCGGCUAAGGGACCGUUCCAGCCUACCUUCGAGGAUUACCAGAAGGUUUACAAUGAGAUCGCCGAGAGGUUGGAGGAGAAGGAUGAUUAUGAUGAUGGGUCGUACGGACCAGUCCUUCUGAGAUUGGCGUGGCAUGCGUCGGGAACUUAUGAUGUUGAGACCAAGACGGGAGGAAGCAAUGGAGCUACGAUGAGAUUCCAGCCUGAGGGAGACCAUGGUGCGAACGCGGGGUUGAAGGCUGCGAGAGAUUUCUUGGAGCCCGUUAAGGAGAAGUUCCCCUGGAUCACCUACUCCGACCUCUGGAUCCUCGCCGGCGUAACCGCCAUCCAAGAAAUGCAAGGCCCCACCAUCCCCUACCGCCCUGGCCGCACCGACAAAGACGUCGCCGCCUGCACCCCCGACGGCCGCCUCCCCGACGCCACCCAGGGCCACAAGCACCUGCGCGACAUCUUCGGCCGCAUGGGUUUCAACGACCAAGAAAUCGUCGCCCUCUCCGGCGCCCACGCCCUGGGCCGCUGCCACACCGACCGCUCCGGCUUCUCGGGACCCUGGACUUUCAGCCCGACGGUCCUGACGAACGACUUCUACACGCUGCUCCUGGAGCAGACGUGGCAGUGGAAGAAGUGGAAGGGACCAGCGCAGUAUGAGGAUAAGGCGACGAAGACGCUGAUGAUGCUGCCGACGGAUUAUGUGUUGAUUAAGGAUAAGGGAUUCAGGCCGUGGGUGGAGAAGUAUGCUAAGGAUAAUGAUUUGUUCUUCAAGGACUUCUCGGCCGUUGUGACGAGGUUGUUUGAGUUGGGCGUGCCGUUCAAGGAGGAUACGCCUAAGUAUGAGUUCAAGCCUACGAACGCUUAAGGGUUGCUUCUGUGCGUUUGGGGAGGGUAGAUGAUGGGGGGGUUGUGAGGAGAUAGUGGUGGAAGGAGAGGGGUAGAGCUGGGGAGGGUGUUGUAAUGGCAGUUGUGUUGCGGUCGAGAUCACGUCGGGAAAGGAGACAGGCAAAGAAGAAAGAUGUCCCAUUUCCAACGUCUCGCCGCCAGCGACGUCCACUUCGGCACAGUACUGCACUCCACAGUCCAGUGCCGUACCGAAGCGGAAUCGCGGCCUUGAUAGAUUGUACUUUGUAUCGAUUGUGUUUGUUUUACUUACUACUAUUUAAGAUUAUCUCAGAGCUUGCCUUUGCCUCG
Pseudogymnoascus verrucosus is the source of this 1710-nucleotide messenger RNA. It is a transcript of the gene CCP1, whose product is annotated as heme peroxidase. The record is from RefSeq and is a predicted model, not a curated record. Lineage: Eukaryota; Fungi; Ascomycota; Leotiomycetes; Thelebolales; Thelebolaceae. Gene Ontology annotation, biological process: hydrogen peroxide catabolic process; response to reactive oxygen species; cellular response to oxidative stress. Gene Ontology annotation, molecular function: peroxidase activity; heme binding. The coding region runs from base 287 to 1381 and encodes 364 amino acids. The transcript is spliced from 2 exons.